This is a messenger RNA of Corylus avellana, 1950 nucleotides long. NCBI's taxonomy places the organism in Eukaryota, Viridiplantae, Streptophyta, Magnoliopsida, Fagales, Betulaceae. The record is from RefSeq and is a predicted model, not a curated record.
AUGGUUGGGACAGUGUUGGAGCUUUGCACAUUAGAAGAACUGGCUGAGCUUGAGGAGAAUGAUCCAGCUGAAAGGGCUCGGUGGGUGGUGAGUGCUCCAGAUCCCCCAGGUCUAUGGCAGAACCUAGCUAUAUGUUCCAUGAAAAAAACAGCAGCUUUGGUCUCGGCUCUCAACAAUCAGCCUAAACAUAAACUCCUUGCCUCACUCCUGCAAGAGGCAUUUCCUGUCCUUGGUUGGUGUCAAAGCUACAAUGUAACCAAAUUCAAGGCCGAUGUUAUUGCUGGUUUAACUAUUGCCAGCCUCUGCAUUCCCCAGAGUAUGGGAUAUGCAACUUUAGCAAAGCUCGAACCUCAAUAUGGCCUCUACACAAGCGUUGUCCCGCCUUUUAUUUAUGCUGUAAUGGGAACUUCAAAGGACAUGGUGAUUGGACCCGUGGCGGUGGAUUCGCUGCUUCUAUCCGCAAUGAUUCAGAAAUUGAUCAUAGAUGAUUCUAGGGCUGAUUUAACUUCUUACAAGAGCCUUGUUUUUACUGCAACUCUCUUUGCGGGCAUAUUUCAAGCUGCCUUUGGAAUCUUCAGGUUGGGAUUUCUUGUCGAUUUUUUCUCCCAUGCUGCUAGUGUUGGGUUCAUGUCAGGCUCCGCCAUAAUUAUUGGUCUUCAACAGCUCAAAGGACUACUUGGGAUCACCAACUUCACCCAUAAAACUGAUAUUAUCUCUGUCAUGAAAUCCGUUUCUACUGGACUUGCUCAUCAACAGUGGCACAUCAAUAAUUUUGUCCUUGGGUGUUCAUGCCUGACUUUUGUCUUAAUUACAAGACUUCUGGGUACAUGGAAGAAGAAACUCUUUUGGUUGCCAGUAAUUGCCCCUCUCCUGGCUUUUAUUUUUUCUACUUUGAUUGUUUAUUGGACAAAGGCCUAUGAUGAAGGUGUUGUUAUUGUUAGACAAGUCAAAACCGGGUUUAAUCCAAGCUCGGUGCAUCUUUUACAAUUUGAUGGCCCUUAUGUUACUGAAGUGGCCAAGAUUGGGUUGAUCGUUGCUGUUGUUGGACUUACGGAAGCAACGGCAGUAGGGCGGUCUUUUGCAUCCCUAAAAGGAUACCACCUUGAUGCAAACAAAGAAAUGGUAUCUUUUGGCUUCAUGAAUGUUAUAGGAUCUUUGACUUCUUGCUAUGUAUGCGCAGGUUCCUUGUCACGGACGGCAGUAAAUUUCAAUGCUGGUGGUGAAACCCUAGUGUCAAAUAUGGUGAUGGCAGUUACCGUUCUGAUAUCAUUGCAAUUGUUCACAAGAUUCUUGUAUUAUACUCCAAUGGCAGCCAUGGCAUCAAUCAUUCUUUCUGCUAUUCCGCAACUCAUCAAACUCACUGAAGCUAAUCAUAUUUGGAAGGUUGAUAAGUUAGACUUCCUUGCUUGCAUUGGAGCCUUCUUUGGCGUAUUGUUCUUACGUGUGGAGAUUGGUCUUCUAAUUGCGGUGGCAAUAUCAUUUGCAAAGAUCAUUCUCGUCUCGAUUCAACCAGGGGUAGAGAUCCUUGGAAGGCUUCCAGGAACUUGCACGUUUUGUGACGUUGCUCAGUAUCCUAUGGCUAUGAAGAUUCCAGGAGUCCUGAUAAUCCGUAUCAAAUCUGCCUGGCUUUGUUUUGCAAAUGCCAAUAAUAUUAGAGAAAGGAUUAUGAGAUGGGUGACUGAAGAAGAGGAGGAUGCCGAAGGAAAGAUCAGAAGGACGACUAUCAAACAUGUAAUUCUUGACAUGUCGAGUUUAAUGAACAUUGACACAUCUGGGAUUGUUUCUCUAGACGAACUUCAUAAGAAUCUGGUCUCACAUGGAGCAGAGUUAGGCAUUGCAAACCCUAGAUGGCAAGUGAUUAACAAACUCAGAUUAGCCAACUUUGUCGGCAAAAUUGGAGGAAUGGUCUUCUUGACUGUUGGAGAAGCUGUGGAUGCAUGCGUACUUUAG